Molecule: messenger RNA, 10653 nt
Organism: Harpia harpyja (harpy eagle)
Lineage: Eukaryota; Metazoa; Chordata; Aves; Accipitriformes; Accipitridae
Gene: TNFAIP3
Product: TNF alpha induced protein 3
Exons: 9
Coding region: 216-2645 (809 amino acids)
Biological process (GO): protein deubiquitination involved in ubiquitin-dependent protein catabolic process; protein K29-linked deubiquitination; cell migration
Cellular component (GO): nucleus; cytoplasm
Molecular function (GO): K63-linked polyubiquitin modification-dependent protein binding; zinc ion binding; DNA binding
Source: RefSeq, a predicted model, not a curated record
AAAAAACAAGAGGCUCGGCUCAGCCCUUCAUUCCGGAGCGGCGGCGGCGGCGGCGGCAGCAGCUCCGGCGGGGAGGGGGCGGCGGAGGGAAGGGAGCCCCGGCUCAGCGGGGGAUUGAUGGCUCCCGAGCUCGGCUGCGUCCCACCGCCCCAGCCCCGCUGCUGAGCAGGAGUUGCCGGCAAGAUCGCCCGGAGGAGGAACCCGCCGGCGGAGAGAUGUCUUCUAGAAACAUGGCUGGCCAACACAUUCUUCCUCAAGCUUUGUAUCAGAGCAAUAUGCUGAAAGCCAUGAAGAUUAGAGAGAGGACACCUGAAGAUCUGGUCAAACCCCCCAGUGGAAUAAUUCACCACUUCAGGACUAUGCACAGAUACACCAUAGAAAUGUUCAGAAUGUGCCAGUUUUGCCCUCAGUUUCGGGAAACACUUCAGAAGGCCCUGACUGACCAGGCCACCCAGACUUCGCUGGAGCGCCAGAGGAAGCUCAACUGGUGCAUGGAAGUUCGGAGACUUGUCCCUUUGAAGACUAAUGGUGAUGGAAAUUGCCUCAUGCAUGCUGCAUCUCAGUACAUGUGGGGUAUUGAAGAUAUCGACCUUGUCUUAAGAAAAACAUUGUUUAGCGCACUCAGGGAGAUAGACACACGGAACUUCAAGCUCCGUUGGCAGCGGGAGGCUAUUAAAUCCCAGGAGUUUGUAGAAACGGGACUCCACUAUGACACCCGGAACUGGGAGGAGGAGUGGGAAUACCUCAUUGAAAUGACCUCCCCAGAAACAUCCGGGGCUCGAAACAGGCUUCCAUAUAAUGCACUGGAAGAAAUCCACAUCUUCAUCCUUGCUAACAUCCUCAGAAGGCCAGUCAUUGUCCUUGCAGAUAAAGUGGUGAGAAGUUUAGAGUCAGGCUCCAGUUUUGCUCCUCUGAACGUCGGUGGUAUUUACUUGCCUCUUCUUUGGCCAGCAGAAGAAUGCUACAGAUACCCAAUUGUGCUCGGCUAUGACAACAUGCAUUUUACACCACUAGUGACUCUGAAGGACAGCGGGCCAGAAAUCCGGGCUGUCCCUUUGGUCACCAGUGAGCGAGGCAGAUUUGAGGAUUUGAGUGUGCACUUUCUCACAGAUGCAGAAGAGAGGGAGAAAGAGCAGCUUCUAAAAGACUACUUGAUCGUCAUAGAAAUUCCAGUGCAAGGUUGGGAUCAUGGUACAACUCAUCUAAUUAAUGCUGCGAAGUUAGAUGAAGGCAACCUACCCAAAGAAAUAAACCUCGUGGAAGAUUACUUUCAGUUGGUACAGCAUGAGUACAAGAAGUGGCAGGAGAAUGCUGAGCCUGCUAGAAGAGAGACCUGCUCCAGGAACAGACAGGAACGGUCUUUUUCCCAGCUCUCCCUCUUACAGGUGAAAUGUGAAACGCCGAAUUGCCCUUUCUACAUGUCUGUGAACACCCAGCCCUACUGCCAUGAGUGUUUUGAGCACAGGUCCCAAGGAAGCAAAGGAAGAAAGCAGACCUCUAAAGCAGCACCUGAGAAACUGAAGGCAGCUGGGUCGGGCUCCUCCCGUGGGGACGUUUGUGAACCUGGGGGAUGGACGUCCGAAGGGCCUGUAACAGGGCCUCGUUCGGCACCUCCAACUGCUCCGAGCCUUUUCCUAUACAGCGAGACCACGGCCAUGAAAUGCAGGACACCAGACUGCCCCUUUACAUUGAAUGUGCAACACAAUGGGCUUUGCGAACGCUGCUACAAUUCCAGACAGCUUGGUCCUUGCAAUAACUUGGAUGAUCGGAGACAUUUAGACUAUGCCACAUGCAAAGUGUGCCGUCAGAAGGCCAACAGGACCUUCAAUGGUAUAUGCAGCACUUGCUUCAAAAGGUCUACAGAGCGCUCCUCAAACGGCAGCCCCGCUUUCCUGCCCACAUGCCACCAGAGAUCGACAUCUGACCCGUCCCAGAUCUCGCAGAGCCUCCUCCAGCACUCCUGCCAUCAGGCUCCCAACAGCUGCGGCGAAGAGCCCCCACCGCCGGCACUGCCUCCCGAGGAGAAGAGAGGAGGUAACCUCUGCAGGAAACCUGGCUGCAAGUUUUUUGGGACAUUGCAAAAUGAGGGCUUUUGCACGCUGUGUUUCUUUGAGUACAGGGAAAACCACGACAGUGCUUUGCUACGCCACCAGAGGAGAUCUCAGAGGAAGUCCUCGGCAGUGGGGCAGCCGGGGACCUCCGCUGCCACCUUCCGUAACACCGUGUCCUGCCAGCGGCGUGACUGCGGCACCCUGGGCAGCACGAUGCUCGAGGGGUACUGCCAGAACUGCUUCAUUAAAGCCCAGAACCAGCGAUUUCAGGAAGCCAGGAGGACAGAAGAACAGCUGGUGAGACAGCCAGAAAGAACAGGACAGCACAGAGGUUCGCAGCAAGCAGCGUUGAGUAGCCAGAAGAGACAGUGUGCUGUGGCUUCGUGUAGAAACAACCUGGCCUGCAGAAGCGAUGACUUGUGCCAGGAGUGCCAGCGCCUCGGUCAGCUUCCACCGUCGGGGAGUGCCAGGGACCUGGCUGCAGAGGAGCCCCCAAAGCAACGCUGCCGAGCCCCUGCUUGUGAUCACUAUGGCAAUGCCAAGUGCAACGGCUACUGCAAUGAAUGCUACCAGUUCAAACAGAUCUAUGGGUAGCGGCGGGGAGGAGUUGGUAAAGAACAAGAAAGCAAAACCAGCUACUUCCUUCACUGAAACGGUGCUAUGUCCAAAACACUUAACAGUCCUGGGAGUGGGGAGCAGGGGGAAAUAUAAGCUGUCUGCUAGUAUUCCUGUUUAUUCCCAAGAACAGGAAUAAGCAUCUACUUCCUCUAAACACUGCAUACAAGGACUGCUGAGAAGGGCAGGUUGCCUUCUGCACAGAGCUGUUGUUCAUGACUAAGCUCCUACAAUGCUGUAUUUAAUUCUUGGACUUCCCAGGAGGAAGUGUGAAGCAUUUGAAUCCAAAGAACUUCCCGAUUCUGCCUCUCUCUCAAUACAUCACCUGCUCCCAGGUGAGGAGCCGUGGCUACUGUUGGAGGUGCAGGAGCUCUUUGCAUUGGCGUACAUCAGUCAGAGGCAAGUCUCUCCUGAGAGGGAUCCCCCAGGACAGGCUGAUGCAACUUGCAGUUGAUGUCUGAAGAAACUUGCUUUGGGUUGCCGAUGUCCUUGCUGGUGUUCUUACAGAGCUCAUCAAGGCAGGAGCUCCCACAGGCGUUCAGGGUGUUAACGGCGAGCGGUUCUGUGUUUGCAGAGCCCUCGGCAAACCGCAGCCAGAAACAAGACUGGCAGUGGUCUGCUCCUUUAACACGCUUAACCCAACUAGCAUUUAGGUCCUUUCCCAAAUCCCAAGACAGCUGGAAAGACAGGUGAUUACAGAAGCAACUUUCAUGAGCAUACGCAUGUGAUGGGAAGAUGGAAUCCUCCCUUCCUACUCAUAUGGAAGGAAUUGCCUCCAACAGACAAAAAAACCCCCAAACCCCUUUGUCUUCAGCUUCAGUUCUGAAACCAAAACAACUCUUUUCUCUUGCAUUGUAACUGUCAGAAUAUGUGUGCUGCUGUUCACACACACCCCCUGCCCCCCGCCAUUUCUGUCACAUUUCUUCCUUUUAUCCUUAAUGUGAUUCUGUUAACAUACUAACAGCUUGGAGCUCAGUAACAGAGUGCUUUAGGGUCAAGAUUUUACUCCCGGAAUUCAUGCAUCCACUUCUCAAUCUGCAAUACUUUCUUUAGUGACCUUGCCUUUACUGUUGCGCCUGGUACCUGCUUCUCUCCUUUCAAUUUCCUUUUAAGUUUUCAGCAUCUGUUUUGCUGCUAUGAUUUUGGAGGUGAUACCUCUUCUAAGUUGCUUCUCAAGUUUAGAAUCUUUUUCUAAUUAUUAAAAAACAGUUUUUAAAAAGAAAAAAAAAACCUCAUGACUUAUUUCUGUUAAAUUUUAUAUAUUUUGUGAACCUUAAUGUGAACAUAUGUUUUAUUAAAAUAUUUAUAUUAUUUGAAACAAUGCAACUUGAAAUUUGCACAGUUAGGACUUUUUUUACAUAUAUUUACUCUUGUGUUGAAAGUUACAAACUUAAAUGUAUAAUUGAAAAACAUUUUCUGAUAUAAAGAAAUAAAUUAUUGAAGGAUUGAAUUUGCUAUUUUAUAUUGAUGAGAGAGAGCGCAGCUGAGCAUGGACACCCCCUGAAGAAAGCAUUUCUGUUCAGGACCACCAUUCAGUGUGUUACCAAGUGCUCCCUGGUUCAGAUGAUGUAGCCAAGCGCUUUGAGGCGGCGAUAAUUUGCUGUAAGCCUCUGCAUACCCUCACUUUACAUCAUUGUCCUCUCGGGAAGAGCUCCCGGGGCCAUGGUGUGCAGUCAGUGUGCAUAAGGACUUAGCUCCUGUGGGUGCAGAGUAUCUUCAGUCCCCAGAACUAUGGGCAUGGGAGCAUAAGGGUGGUGCAGGACCAGGCUGCAAGGGAAGCUAAGGUAGACUGACUUGACUUUGCUUUCUUCAUUCAUCCAUCAGUUAUGCCAAGGAUUCCCAAACGACGUUGCUUGAGUGCCACUUUGGGAGGUGGUGAUGGCAGCAGGUGAUGCCCACCUCUGCCCAGCCAUGCGUGCAGCCCCAAAGGCACAGGCCAGCCCUACCACCGCCCCUCACCAGGGGCAGCAGGGAAGCCUUUUGGUCAUGGUGUCUGGGUUGCUCGAUAGCUCCUGAAAAGCAAGUUGACAGCUGCUACUUGAAAAAGUACUUGAAAGCAGUGUUUUCUUCUCAUCCCAAGCUCAGCCUAACCCAGCCCUACUGCCAAGGGAUUUCUGCACUGUAAUGGUCCCUCAGUAUGGCAUGAGUAUGCCUGAGCAGGCACUCGGGUGUUUCAGACCUCUGCCUGGACAGGCAAUACUGUACACUACCAUGACUUUUAGGUGUUGCCCGUGACCUGAAGGAAAAAAUGAGUUGGGGCUGCAAAAAUCCCUGUGCAGUCAGGAAAGAAGACCCUUCUCUAAGAGGCUGACCUCUCCAGGUCAGCUGCUGUCUAUCCUGGUUAACUCUUUAAUCCCUUCCGACUGUUGAGGAGCACACUUCAGCACAUGCUUCAGUGCUGUCCCAAUUGAAACUAUGUACAUGUUAAGUUCCUGAGCACUUCUGCCAUAGGUUAGCUGGUCCUUGGAAUUCACUCAGCUCUCUAGCCCGUGUUCCUGGAUGCCUGUCCACCUUCCUGAUGCGCGCUGCUCUCCUUACAAUUUAGCCCAGCUCCCUCUGGACUCAUGUACCCCUCCUUUCAGAGCAUACAACCUAGAAGUCAGCCUACUCCCGCCAGAGCAGAGCCUGCUGGAUCUACCAACCCCAUCUCUACAGCAUAUUCCUCUUUUUCAAGAUCUGACUCUCCAUUUAUCCGUACCCUCCUUCCCCUUUCUUUACAACUCGUGCAACUCACAUGCCCACCAGAUUCAUCGAACUUCUGCACCAGGCAGACACCUCGGUGCUGAAAGAGUGGGCAAAGACUGGGAGGGAUGUCUGCAGCUGGACACCAGGAGAUGGAGGCACCUCAUAGCAUCCAGCCUCAGCAGCCAUCAGCCCCUGCGUGCUGAAACGGCAGAGCAUCCAUCAUGACACCUUCAGUGUCAGGAGGCUGAUUAACUCCAGUUGCUGUUCACUGCAACUUCUGCAGAGAGGAAGGAUUUCAGAUGCAAUGCCUCAGAUCCCACUGAUAUUUCUCUGCUGCUUUCUGGGCCCAUUACUCAUAACCCUGAAGUCACAUGAGACUUGUCUCAUUCUGAAGCUCCCAUGUAAAUGAGUGCCUAGCCUGUCUCUUGUGAUUUACUUGUGUGGGAAUAUUAAAGCCAGUAGGGCCUUGUUUUUAAAAUACUCUGGUAUUUCCCUAAUGUCCUUCGGGGAUUUUGACCCUCUGAUGUUUUCUGCUCUUUGUCCAGACACCUCUUCAAGUUCAUGUAUUUUUUUCCUUCCUGUUCUGCAAGAGAGAACUUUUAUUUGGAGUCUCCCUUUUCAUGACACUUCUGGAAGUCUCUUGGCUAAGACACAAAUCUUCAUAGCCAAAUAUUCUUUUCUUAGCAGAAAGGCAAAACUAAUAUGAAACAAUUGGCUUAACAACUACUUGCAUUGCACUGCAAUUCCUUAUAACAUAGUGCAGGCUAUAUAAUAUAAGCUGUGCAGGCUGUGCUUACAUAUUCAUUUUGUUUGUGGAAGGGAUACUUUUAGAUGAUUAUAUGAUGAUCUGAAUAUUAUCUAUGUUUCUGGAUUUCUCAGGGUUCUAACCACUAUAUUAACAGAUAACAUGAUAUAGAAAAGAAGAAAGCACUUAGUACUUUUCAGUGUAGAGAGAAAGUAGAUUAAUGUUUUGAUACAUCAGUGCUCUGCUUGGCAAGUGUUUGGUGUACUUUGAAGUACUAGGCCACUUAACAGGUCUGGGAGCACCAAACGGCAUGUACUGUGUUAGAUCAAAACACUUACAUCAAGCUACUGACCUAAGUGUGUAUCCCAGGAGCCCCAGGAAGGACUCAGUGUGGUCAGCGGUUUGCAGGGAAAGCAAGAACAGCGAAUCCCUGCUUUUACAAUUUCAGGUGCAGGCUGUGAUAUUCUACAUUUACACAGAAGAGAAAGGCAUCAUAUUUAUGGCCUGUGAGCCACCUGCCCAUCCUUUCUUCCUGCACUUGUUCAGCCCCAUCCCCAUCCCACACAGUACUCCCCCUCACCCAGUAGAGCUGAAGAGAAGAGUUACCUGCAGAUGGAGGGGAUCCACAGUCUGCAGUGCUACUCCUUCGCUGCAGGCAGACCUCACAGGAGAGCCAUGCCUCUCCGAGGCAGUUAUCAAGAAGCGGUUAUUUAAGUAAGGAUGUCUUAUCUGAUGAGCCGUUCAUGAGUUGCUUGCCAUGCAACUUGGUGUACAGAUUCCAGCUGACCCACUGACGGCCUGGAGCAAGUAGGAGUGUAAUAAAUGGAAAUGAAAAACUUUUGUCUGAGUUAAUGUAAAUGUAGGAGUGGCAUCAUAUCUACUUUUUAUGUGCUUGAUUGAAUUACAGGUGAUAGCCAUUUUGCCAGCUGUCUUUCAUCCCAAUUUCCCUGCACAUGCUACAGACUAUCCUAAUCUAUACCACCCCAUUCCUUAGAAGUGUCUAAAGUCAGUUAAAUCAUCCAUAUCUGGCAGCUGUGACCUUUACACUAACAGUGAUAGGCAUAGGAGAAAAGGUGGUUCAGUGAUUAGGAUACACACAAAAAAAAGACUCCCAUCAUGAGACCAAAGCUCUUGGGAUAUGCUAAGGUGUCUUUCCCACCUGGGACUGGGGUACUUGACUCUAAGCUCCUUUUCUGAACAGGCACAACAGGGGCUUUUAAGCUGCUAUGUCAAGGAGGUAGUCCACCUACUGAAAAAAAUAAUCUUAACCUGCUCAUUCCUAGCUGUAUUUAGGAGGCAGUGAGUACGCAGGGAUAUCUGGUAGGGCCAGACUUGGUAGUUCAGAUGCCCAGGACAAUGCUUUUUUUGAGACUCCUGCUGAGACUUUGGCAUCAGGAAGGCCUCUGAGCACCUCUGCAGCAUGGGAAUGGGGACACAGUCUCACUGGAGAGAUCCUCAGUAUCUGGGGAUUUUACUGACAGAGGGGCUGAAGGACUUUGAGGCAGUAUUUGUGGGGGCCUGUGAAGAUUUCAGUUGCAUCUAGAUGUUCGAUAUAAGUGUUUUGGAUAUAAAUCUCCAAACAUUCAUGCUGAGCAUAACUUUGUGCGCUUGGGGCCCUGAGGCCACAGCACAUGACAUUAGCUUGUGCAUUCAAUCUGUGCAAAAUAAGUGGUUCAGCACAGUGAUAUGAUGCAUGUUUUGUUCAGGUGAGAGCCACAGGGGAGGAGCAACUGCAUAAUUUUAUCCUACAUACUUGAGUAGGACACUAUAGUGUAAUAUGUACAGCACCAAAAUAGAAAAUGACAACACUGAACAGUUACAAUUUCAGUUUAUAUUAAACUGCCAAGGUCCCUUAAAAUCCAGAGUUAGAAGUACAGGUGCCUUUACCUCCAAGUGCUCCGAUUCUCAGGUGCUCGCGUUUAACAUGCAGUGCAGCAAACCUGGCGCUGAUGGGAGCAGAUUCAAUGGACUAACAUAAACGGUCAAUCAUUUCUGUGCUGAUGCUUUCUCCCACAUUGGUGAUAAAUACUGAUAGCAUCAGCCCUUGCCUGGUUCAGAAGGGCUGUCCUAGCUGCAUAGGAAGAAAGACAAAAUGUUUGGAAGAGGUUUAACUGAGCUGCUACUUCGUUAACUCCCCUUUCCUUGACCAUCCAUGGUCAUUUUGGAGAAGACUGCCACUAGCUCUUCACAGGUUAUUCCUCUAGCUCUUCAAUUUAGUAGGACACAUUUAUAUGGACCUCACAGCCCAGCCCUGCUCCUGUAUGAGCGUUAUCACUUUUCAACCUGCGGCCGAGCCGACUCUGUCAGUCACCCUGUGAUCCGGCAGCUGACUCCCGCUGCCGGCUGGCCGGAGCCGUGGCUGUCCUGGGCAGCCCAGCACCCCUGCAAAGGGCUCUUGUAGCCCUUUUACGCCAAACAGCUGCUGUAGGAAAGCUAGUCAGCUCGGUGUGAAUACGUCUCCAUUUGUCAAGAUAAAUGUCUAUUGAACAAAAGCCUGUAUGUAUAAACACAUACUUAUAUAUAUUAAAAAAAAAAAGUAUUUAAUGUCUGUCAAACAGAAACCUAAAAUAAGAGCAGGUGAUUUUGCUUGGGAGUUUUAUGAUGACAUCUUUUUGUACUAAUGUUAAUUUUCAAAAAACUCCCUGUGUCUAAUAUUGAAAGACAGCCUACGGCGUGCUAUCCAGACGACCCCCUCCUCCAGCCUCACUGAAGUGAAUAAUAUUACGUGCAUAACCUCUCCCUCUUCCCACCACCCCCAAUCUCUGACAGCAAUGAUUCUUUUUGUUAUUGAUUUGGUUUUUUUCUCUCCCCCCCUCCCCUUUUUUUUGGUUAAGCUCUAGUACACAUCCGUGGUGUUGGGCAGGAAGUCAGAUUUCCCCUGGUGAAUUACUGGGGGGUGGGGGGGAAAUGUAGGUUUUGUUCUCUGGUUAUGGCUCCAUGUCAAGGGAUUCGUAUGAGCUCAUAUGAAUGCACAUCGUGAGUUAGUUCAAUUCCCACCCGGUACUGGUUUUUAAAAAAGCCACUGUUUGCUGGCAUGUCACAAGAAAGGGUCAAAAUCCCCUUCUCAUUUACAAUGUAAAGCAAAGCCAGGGAGCUGGGGAUCUGCUACGAGGAACGCAGCUCUGUGCGGUGGUUUGCACUUCAAAACCUUAUCUAUAUUUUUGCUUUUCUUACUGACCGCUCUCAGAGAUGCCGCUGAGUACUGUGGGGCAGAAUUUGAAGUAUGGUGUAGUAUGAGAUCACCCGGUCAAAAUUCCCACUUACUAACAUUACUUGUGGCAGGACUCGUUUCAUUUCCUGUUGCCUGACACUGGUGACAGAAGAGUGCGCACUGCAGUGACGCCUGGUAAACAUCUUACUGCAAACUCCAGUAACAUUUAUACUUGUGUAAACCUUUAAUAAUUUGAUUGGCUUCUGCAACUUUACUCCAGGUAUUCUGUAGGAUAACUAAGAUGGGGAUUUGGCCAGCUAUCACAUAAAAAUAGUCUCUUCCUUCCUUUUAUAUGUUCUGGAGUGAAAAGAUGCACCUUAAAUUGCUGCUGUUGCAAUCCUCAUGCCACAAAGGCAUGCCUAUCUGAGCAGACCUGGUUGUUAAGACAUUGCAUUUAAAUAGAUGCAUGUCUUGGUUGCUGGUUACAGUUUAAUGGGGAUUAGGUGUCUUAGCCUUUGCUGUGGUCCUUAACGCAAAACCACUUAAAAGGCAAGAAAAGUAGCCAAACAGAUAUUUUAGCAUGAUAUUUCAGCUCAUUUAUCCUGUAACUUAUUACCUGCACUGAGGACAAAACUUAUUUUUACUGGAGGGAAGAGAUCACAUUAUUUUUCAUUUACGUAUUAUUAAUGCACAGCCUAACAGAAAAGGAUGAUGUUGCAUGGCUUUUUCACAGUCAUGUGCAUGUCUAGACCAGCCUACAUUUGCCUAAAAGAAAAAAGUCGUCAUUUCCAGGGCCUUUUUUUAAAAAAGGGAAGUUUAGGUGGUAGUGAUAGAGCAAUGAAUGAUGACCCCUGGCAGAGCUCUUCUCUUUGAAGGCUGGCGCCAGGUCAGGCGCUUGGAGGCAGGAAAGCCUCUGGUGCUUGCUGGCGCUCCUGUGCAUUUGAGUCAUAUCAGUAGUGUGCCCCAUUAAAGUUCAAAAUGCAUUACUCAGACCAGACAUGUAGCUCAGGCCCUGUCAGGCCCAGCCAAACCUGAGUCUACAUUAAUGUCAAAUUUAACAUAUUCAUCACCAGAAUUUUCUUCCUCUCACUUUUUUGGGGGGCACUCAGCAGGAAAGACCUAUUAAGGCAGAAUUUCAUAUCAUUGGGGUUUCAUUAUUUAAUUAAUUGACCUUUAGUUUAGACAGUUUGCUGUUACAUCAGACCGUUAAGCUUUGAUCAUCUCCCUUGAACUGGGGCUAUAUCAGAUUUCUACUCUGUGCUUUGCUGUGCCAUCAAUCCUCCUCGGAGUGGCAAGAUUUUUUCUGAGGAUUUGGGUUUUUCAUGUGUCUGCACAUUGUAAGUUGACUGCAGCCUCAACGUCAUCUACAAUGUUGAGUUACAUCACUGUCACGCAUCUGUUCUCUG